Messenger RNA from Fundulus heteroclitus (mummichog), 2948 nucleotides. It is a transcript of the gene txndc11, whose product is annotated as thioredoxin domain containing 11. Lineage: Eukaryota; Metazoa; Chordata; Actinopteri; Cyprinodontiformes; Fundulidae. Bases 210 to 2774 code for a protein of 854 amino acids. The transcript has 13 exons. The record is from RefSeq and is a predicted model, not a curated record.
UUGUCGCGGAAGUAAAAAGUCUACGUGGGGAAGAAAGGUUGGUCUGGCUGUGUUUGAACGCCUCAAAACCUACCAGCACCCAUGUCCAAUCCAGCUCCGUGCUGUCCCUGGUCGAACCAGUCCCCCUCCUCCUCCCCCGGGAGCCAAACCAACGCGUCGAGCGGCCUCCGGGGCGUAUAAAUGGUGCGGAGAGCGGAGCCGAGGCGGUAAUGCUGCGCCGGGUGCGGCGGCAGUCUCUCCGGCAGGUGCUGUUACUGAUGGCCCGGAGACCCGACCUGCUCUGCGGCGCGAUCGUGCUCAGCGUCCUGCUCGUGCUGGCGGUUAAGUUCACAUGCAGCCGCGCUAAGAAUGUGGUGGCAGCAGCUCGGCCUCCUGUCCGGUUCUUCUCUGCCGAGGCCCCGGUAGUGGACCUCUACCUGGGUCAGCUGGACCAGGUGGAACGUCUUAGGAGCAUGGCUGAGGUGUCUCUCAUUUUCUUUUACGCUCCUUGGUGUGCCCACUCCAUGGCAGCCCGACAGGAAGUCCAGCAGGUCGCCAAGAAGCUGGCCAAACAGGUGCAGUUUGUGGCUGUUAACUGCUGGUGGAGUCAGGGGAAAUGCAGGAGGCUCAACCGUUUCUAUCACUACCCCGUCAUCCAUCUGUUUUAUAGAAGGUUUGGGCCAAUCGAGUACAGAGGUCCAAUUGUGGCUCCAUAUAUCGAAAGUUUUGUCCUUAAAGUGAUCACACCAUUAACUUACCUCCCAACCAGAGCACAGCUUGAAGACUUCCUGUCCUACCAUGAGCCUGGUGUGGUCGGAUUCUUCCAGUUUAAUUCCUCUCCACAGCCACCAGGGUACAUCACCUAUCUGUCCUCUGCCCUGCAGGCCCUAAGAAGAGAUUUCCACGGCGUUGUGCGGUUUGGAGUUGUGACAAGCAAGCAUGUCGCAGAGGCCAUCUCACUGGAGGAGGAUGAGACGGUUUACCUGCACAGAAGAUUUAACUCUUCUUUGAUAUUUCCAAGGAAGGAGCGAAACUUUACGUCAGAGGCCAUCUGUAAGUGGGUGUUCGAGCACCAAGAGACGUUCCUCCAGUGGCUGCAGCCUCCAGGGACAAAGUCGCGCCUGCUGGAAGAAGAGUUGACGAAAGGCCCUGCCCUGCUUCUCUUUAUGCCCCACAAUCCCCUGCAGUCAGAACCAAGUGCAGUACUGCAGCAGUUUGCAGACAUUGCUGUUCGUUAUCACGCAUGUGAGCGCUCCAGCUCAGACGACCGCCUCCCCUCAUUCACCUCGCUGUGCUGCCAGUCCGUUCUUCUUCCAGAGACCAGAACUAGCGUGUGCGAGGUCUGCCUCAGACUGUCCGGGCCGAGCCUCCCCAGCUCCUCCAAGCCUUGCUCCUUCCCCUCCGUUUUACCACAAGGAGACCCAUUCGGGACUCGUCUUAGACACUGCUGCCUUCGUCAGCCAUCUUCUCCCAUUUCCAUAAAAACUGCAACCUCAGAGGGCUGUAGUCAUUUUGUGACCAGCUACAGUCCCUUUACUCUGUUCAGUGCCUGCUGUAAAACAGUAGAACCUCAGCUUAAUGAAUCUAAAGCCAAAGAAGAGCCCAGACCUCCGCUUGCUCCUCCGCCUCCCUCCAUCCCUCCACCCUCUGCUCCCAAGCAGGAGGAAGACGGCAUCACAGGGCUACAAUGUCGAACCAACAGGACUCUCAGGUUUUAUGUGCUGGAUGUCGGUCUCAACUGGCCCCUGGCAGCGCGGCUCGGAGCGUCGAGCCUCAGAAACUCGUCUCGACACCAAGAGGCUUUCACAGAGGGCGACAGGAACUGCGAUGGGUCGUUUGUGGCCAUCGUGAACCUGAAGGAUGAGGUUCAUUAUGUUCUUCAUCGCAGCCCAGCAGCCACACUGACAGAGGCUUUAGAGGCGUUCAUCAGGAACUUCAGCUCACCGCACAGCCACCUGCAGAGAUACCUGGUUGGAGAGGAUGACGGGAAGGGAGGUGAAGACGAAGCCAAGCGUCCAGAGGAAGAGCAGCAGCAGCCUCCUCCUCAGCGCCUCCUCAUCACAGAGUUGACCACUUCCUCCUUCGUGUCCGCCAUCAUGGACCAUCAGAAGGAUGUGCUGCUGUUCUACUACACUCAGUGGUGUGGGUUCUGCUCCGUCCUCAACCACGUCCUCAUCCAGCUGGCCAGACUGCUGCAGGGACACGGCACCAUCACCGUGGCCAGGGUGAACGUUGCUCGUAACGACCUUCCCUGGGAGUUCAUGGUGGACCACGUCCCUGCCAUCCUGCUGUUCCCCAGAUACAGGAAACAUCUUAGCGUGAAAUACCCCGACGACCUUCCCAUCACGCUACCAAACCUCCUCCGCUUCAUCCUGCAGCACUCCAGCUCGCUGCAUCAUCCCAACAGAUCCUCCGGCGGCGCGGUGGGGCCCGGACCCGGCGGCGUCCUCCGCGCAGAAUUCCUGGCCCUGCAGCGCGAAGUGCAAGCGCUGCAUCUCGCCCGCGAGCGUCUCUUGCAGCAGCUGGCCCAGCUGUGGCGCGAUAACCGGCAGCUGAAGUUUGACGCGCGCACCGUCGAGCAGAGCCUGGAGAGGCAGAUGCAGGAGAAGAGCCGGCAGCUCGCCGAGGCGCUCGGGCGGCUGCAGGAGCUGGCGGACGCCUCCGAGAGCCUGCUCAACGAGAACAUGCUGCUCAAGGUCCUGCUGAGGGCGCUGAAGGGCAGGACAGAGGGCAAAGAAGAGGCCGAGGCGGAGCGAGAAGAGGCGGCGCAGGAAAACAGCCAUCAAGCUUCCUGACUCCAACCCUGCAGGGACGAUGGGCCGGGACUCAGGAGUAGGAAACUGGGUUUGAAAAUGAAGGAAAGUCUGAAGGUGGAGAGGGGUAAAAAAAAAAGCUGUGAUUAGACUUUGAACGUGCAGAAAUGAGAGAAAUAUUUGCAUCUGGGAAGAGGAUGUCAUGUAAAACCUAAA